AUGGCAUUAAUAAUACCUGGGUUUAAAAAUGAUUUUGCCGAUAAUAUGCAAAUAGUGGAAGGUUUUCAAUCAUCUGCUAAAGAAUUAAAUAUAAUAGAGUCAAGAGUUGAAGAAAAUAUUCAAAUAUCAGAUUUAAAUAAAUCAAUUUCAUAUCUUAUUCAAAACAAAUAUAAUUUAAUAAUAUUUUCAAACUAUAUUUAUUUAAAUUAUUCAUAUAGUAUUUCAAAUAUAUAUAAUAAUGUAUCAUUUAUAAUUGUAAAUAAUGACCCAAAUAGUUUAAUAAAAAAUAAUAUCGAUAAUAGUAACAGUAAUAUAAUAGAAAUAUACUAUCCAACUGCAUAUUCAUCAUUUCUGGCUGGUUUUGCAAGUGGAGUAGGAACCUAUUACAAUAAAAUUGCUUAUUUAACAAAUGGAGAGGAGGAUGUUUCUUUAUUAAAUAUGUUUUAUUUUGGUGCAAAACUAGCAAAUCCAAAUAUAAAGGUUUUAUAUUAUUCCGUUGGUAAAAAUGCAACUCAAGAGAUUGUAUCAAGUUCAUUAGAUUUUUUAAUAUAUAAGAGAGUAGAUUGUAUAUGUGGAACAGGGGUUUAUGAAAAAAUGAUUUUAAAUUAUGUUGAAGAAAAGAAAUAUUUAAAUUAUAUUUUAGCUCAAUCGAAUGCUUAUCCAAAUUUAAAUAAAGACAAAAUUAUUUUUAAUAUGGUAAAAAAUUGGACUGUUAGUUUGGUACCCAUAAUUUCAAGUAUAAAAAACAAAGUUGUCAACUCAAAUAAUAGUAACAGUGGUACAUCUCCAACAAUAACCACAUCGACAUUUAAUUUUAAUUAUUCAUUCUUUGUUUUCGAAUUUUCUUCAAUAAUAAAUUUCUAUCCAGCAAUUAUAUCAAAUCUAGAUAGUUUUAAUAAUAUAUUUCAACAUGAUUUUAAUGCUCCUUAUAAAGAAAAAUAUAAUAUUUUAAUAGAUAGUAAUAAACAAAUAAAUAUUAAUAAUUUCAAACUCGGAUAUCAAUGUGAUGACUUUAUGAAAAUUGAUGGUGAAUGUAUUCAAAAACUUCAAUUUCAAAAUAGAAAUUUUCAAAAUUUAGAAUUUUUAGGUGCUUAUGAUGGUACAGCAGGAAAGAUAAAAGAAUCAAGACCAAUAAAAAUAGGUUUUACCGUUGUUUGUUCAUUUUUUAUGGCAAUGCUAGUUUUUAUUCAAAUAUGUAUUUAUAAAUUAAAAAAUAAACCAUCAUUUAAAUCAGCAAGUCCCACUUUUUUGGUUUUUAUUACAAUAGGAGGAAUGUUGGGUUAUUUUGGAAUUAUAAUAUGGAAUAGUGGAAUAAACAAUUUUUCAUGUCAUUUUAAGUUUUGGUCCAUUUCGAUAGGGUUUUCUAUGAUGAUUGGGGCUAUUGUGGUAAAGAAUUUUAGAAUAUGGUUAAUAUUUGAUAAUCCCAAGUUAAGACAAAUUAAAAUUACAAAUCUUCAGCUAUUACCAUGGGUUCUAGGAAUGUUAUUGAUCAAUAUUUUUCUUCUGUGCUUAAUAUCUUUUCAUGGUGGUGUCAGUUCCUCAACUCGAUACGUAGAUCCAUUCAAUUAUAAAUCAGUGUGUCAAAUGAGCGCAAAAGGAAUGAGCGCUCUCUUUGUACUAUUGGGGUAUUUUUGUGUAAUUUUAUUAGUGGGUGUAUUUGUAUCAUGGAAAAUUAGAAUUGUAGAUAUCGAAGAAUUCAACGAAUCAAAAACCAUUGCUCAUACACUAUACUCUAUUAGUUUUUGCUUAUUAAUUAUCAUCCCAUUACUUAUAUCACAAAAAUCAAAUGUCAAUGUCAAUUUAAUAUUAUGUACCGCAGGUGUAUUUUUAAUAUCAGCUAUCAUAUUGAACAUGUUUAUACCCAAGUUUUAUGGUUUAUUUAUAUAUGGUGCCAAUGGUUCCAAUGAAAUAUUUAGAAGAAAUAAACCAGAAAUGAAAGAUGAUGGUAAAAAGAAUAAUAAUAACAACAACAACAAAAGAGUAAAUUUAUAUCUAUAUGACUUUACAGAUGAUGAAAGUGAAAGUAAAUCAUCAGCUAAAGAAAUGGAAGAGUUUACAAAUGUUUUUACCCAGCAACCAAAUUCAGAUGUUGGUAAUGAAAACACUAAUUAUGAUGAUCAAACUUUUACAACAGAGGCAUCAGAACAGCCAAACCCAACACCUAGAACUAAUAUUACAAACACACCAAGAACAGAUAUUUCGACUCCUAGAACAGAUAUGCUAAUGACACCAAGAACAUUUGCAAUGAAUACUCCAAGAAUAGAAUUAUCAACACCACGUUCAGAAAAUGAAAUGGUAAUGACCCCAAGACAAUACCACAACCAUAUUACUUCAUUAUCACCAAUAGUAGAAGAAGAAAAUAAAAAUAGUAAUGAAUCUGACAAAGAAGAUAAUGAAAAAGAAUCACAACACAUAGAAAUUAAUAUUGAUGAGGUUUUUAAUAACAAUAGCAAAAACAAUAAUAGCAGUAAUAAUGAAGAUAAAUAA
This is a messenger RNA of Dictyostelium purpureum, 2487 nucleotides long. RefSeq lists its product as uncharacterized. The coding region runs from base 1 to 2487 and encodes 828 amino acids. Gene Ontology annotation, cellular component: plasma membrane. The transcript is spliced from 2 exons. Gene Ontology annotation, biological process: G protein-coupled receptor signaling pathway. Gene Ontology annotation, molecular function: G protein-coupled receptor activity. The record is from RefSeq and is a predicted model, not a curated record. NCBI's taxonomy places the organism in Eukaryota, Evosea, Eumycetozoa, Dictyosteliales, Dictyosteliaceae.